Molecule: messenger RNA, 678 nt
Organism: Spirometra erinaceieuropaei
Lineage: Eukaryota; Metazoa; Platyhelminthes; Cestoda; Diphyllobothriidea; Diphyllobothriidae
Source: the annotation of a GenBank genome assembly
AUGAUCGAGGCAAUCAAAAUCGAAAGAACACGCUCUCUCUCUUCCUCCUCCAACCCCCGCCGCCACACUCACCAGACUGGUAGAGUGAGUCCGCCCACUCUAGCAGCCUGGAAUGUUCGCUCCAUUUUAGACAACCCGAGGAGCAACCGACCGGAACGGAAGUCGACGCUAGUGGCUCGGGAACUGGCGCUCUACAAGGUGGACAUCGCGGCGCUCAGCGAGACACGGUUCUCCGAACAAGGCCAACUGGAGGGAGUGGGUGACGGCCACACCUUCUUCUGGAGCCGUCGCCCCAAGGCAGAGUGACGAACCGCUGGCGUCCCCUUUGCUCUCCGGAAGGACACCACGGGACGACUGCCCUGUCUACCACAGGGCACCAAUGAUCUCCUGAUGAAGCUCCGCCUGCCUCUUCAGGGAGGCGAAUUUGCCACCACCGUCAGUGUCUACGCUCCGUCGAUGACCAGCCCUUACGCCGCAAGGAACAAAUUCUACGAGAACCUGCACGCCCUCCUGGCGACUGCGUCGAAGGCGGAUCAGUUGGUUGUCCUUGGCGACUUCAACGUCCGCGUCACACAGACCAUGCUGCCUGGAGAGGAGUGCUGGGUUCCCAUAGUCUCGAUGGCCUCAAUGACAAUGGCCUGCUUCUCCGCACCUGCGCAGAACACCGGUUCAUCCUGA